AAAGCUGUAGUAUAGGACGUGGGUAAAGUGAUUAAUUGAUAAGAAUUAAUAGGAAUUGUAUCAAAAUAACACCAAAAAAGAGAUGUCCAGUGUUUUGAAAAUACUCGCAAAACACUUUUGUAUAAAAUGUAAAUGAAAUCCGUAGUGUAGUUAUAAAAAUGCUGAACGUGACGGAGGGCCCGGUGGCGCAGCGCUGGAACUCCACGCUGCUGGAGGACGUCAAGAUCGACAGCGACUUCGCGUUGCUGGUGGUGUCGCUCAUGUCGGCGGUGCUGUGGAUCGUGUACAUCACCUACUACAACAGCCGCGUGCUCGGCUACAUCCUCACCCGCCUCAUCAAUAGGUUCUAUUUCCAAGAUGAAAACUUCAAAAUUGGCUCCUUCACCCUGAACGCGCUCUCCGGCAAGAUCAUGUUCCGCGACAUUGUGUACGUGACCUACGACUACACGCUGCGCGUGCAGGACGGCUACCUCAUCUUCCGCUGGUGGCGCAGCUACGUGCCCAAGGAUGUUAGUGAAGACUUAUCCCACUCGGACACCCGGCUCUCCAUAAUGCUGAACGGGUUCGAGCUGCACGUGUACAACCGCUGCGAGCUGUACAGCGAGCUCGAGAAGACGUUCGGGCUGGAGCCGCUGGUGAAGCUGCGGCAGGACGACGCGGGCCUAGAGCGCGCCAUGAACCACGCCAACGAGAAGAGGCGGCGGGCGCGAGACACGGUCCGGUCCGAGGCCGCCAUGGCGCGGACCUGGAGGGACCUCAUCCCCGUCAUUAAAGUAGAUAUCGCAACCUCCCGCAUCGUCUUCGGCAACCGUUUAGUCCCCACGACGCUCUCUAUCGGCGUCGAGGAAUCGCAUCUAGUGUACAGCACCAAACCGCCAGCGUCCAGCCUCGACCAUCUCAUGCACUUCGUGAAGGCGAAGGCGGAGAACUGUAAAGUUAUGUUAGCUCCUAGUCCGAACUACACUGCCAUGGUGGACGAGCCGCCGAGAUAUAUGGGUGAAGGUUUUGUUGUGAUGAGUUCUAAUUAUAUAGAGGUGUAUUUUUAUAUGGACGAGCCGGGUUUAGUGCCGGAACAGCCCGUGCUGCUACGGUUAGCUAACGGAGAUGUCGUGGAAUCGGCGCCACCCAUUUGGGGAGUCGAUAUCAAAUGUGGGAAAGGAACAGAUUUCAGCUACGGGCCGUGGGCGGACAGGCAGAGGGAUCACCUGUUCAAAUUCUUCUUUCCACCCAAUUAUAAGAGUUUGGAAGUGACGCCGCAGCCGAAACCGGGAGAUUUGAGGCAGAUGCAGUCUUUCGACAUCCGACUGUCGACGCUGAACGAGGCUACCAUCGACAUACUGUUCACGAAGAAUAAAGAAACGAACGCCGUACAUAUAAACAUCGGUGCCGGCUCGUACCUGGAGGUGACCCUGCCCUGGAUCGUGCUGCAAGACGGAUACACGACGAAGAUAACCGGCCAGCUGCUGCAUCUAGAGGCCACCACCAGUCUGCAGUACAGGAGCUUGGCGGAAAGCGAAACGCUGGAGUACACGGUCAAGUGCCACUACCCCCUAGUGUGGAACCACCACCAGUGCUGGCAGCUCGGGCUCACUGGCUGCAAGGCCACCGCCCACCUGGUCUACACGCACAUCGACUUCAUCCAGGAUCUCAUCAACGACUGGUCCAACAAGUCCCGACCGGACAUACUCCACUUCGUUCCUUACACGUGGAAGAUCUCCCUCCUGCUCAAGGAAUGCGAAGUGGUGACCGUCAGCAAUCAGUACAACUGGAUAGACUGCAGCUCCACGAACCAAGAGAACAACCACGUGGCCUUCUGCGGCGACCUGCUGGACGUGGCGUUCGACCUGCCCUUCGUGGACUUCCUGCCCGACGUCAUCCCGCUGAAGAUCUGGAUCCAGGGCGAGGCCGUCGACAUGAGCCUGUACCUGCCCGAGGUGAACACGUCCCGGCCGCUGCUGCUGUCGCUGGACAAGAACAUGAAGCUGGUCCCGUGUCGGCUAAAAGCGUCCAAAUGGAGGAGAAAGUGCGUGAAAUCUCAGGGUUGGGUGGAGUGCUGGUCGGUGCCGAUAGUGGCACUGAGCGUGCGCUACAACUACCACCCCGUCGCACCGCUCGGACCCGAGCCUCAAGCGGACAUCACCACACCAGAGAAAGAGGAAAUCCUGCUUUCCCCCAUGAGAAUACCCCGGAUGAGGAAACAGCCGCCCAUGAACUGGACGAUGGACGGGAGCGCCUUCGACCGCGCGUCGCUGCCGCCCGACAAGGUCAGCGUCGAGCUCGAGGUGGGGCCCUCCAUCCUGCUCGCCUACGGUACCAUCAUCACCAGCUUCAUGAACUUGCUGGAGAACAUCUUCGGCGAGGAUCAGACCUUCACGGACAUGCAGAAGACGCCCAAUUUGGAGACGUUUUUCUGGUCUAGCGAGAACACUCCCAAGCCGGAUCGGAGUAGUAUCAACCAGCACGGAGACAUAUCCUUAGAUAAUACUAGUGAUUCCAGUAAAGACGCCUUCGACCCGCGACGAUAUCGACCUUUGGACGUGACCGUGUCGAUAAUAAUCCACGACAUUCAGGCACAUUUAGUAAAGAAUUGCAGCGAAAACGAACCUCCCUGCCCGGUCAUACUGAUUGAGAGGUUCGGCUUCGAAAUGGAUAAGAGCUUCAAGGAGACUAAGAUGCAACUCCUUCUGAGCCCUUCCAUUCUAGUCUCGGCGAAUAAUCUGUCACGAACCAACCCCAACAACUCGGGAGCUCUAUACCAGGGCCAUCUGAUGCUCUCGUCUUUCCAGUUACGGGGGCACGGGUUCUUUAGCGACACCAACCGAUCUGUCGAAGAAGAUACCAUAGAAUACGCCUGGAUGAUGGAACUCCAGCUCGGUCAGCUGACCGGUCGGUUGACGCUUCCGCAGCUCUACCAGAUCGUGUCAUCCCUCGAGACUUUUCUACUCCUCAUCACAGACAGUGAAAACGAACUAAUUCCGCCUAAUUCAACAAAACAGUGCCACCACGGCAUGAACAGCAACAUUUGUCCGGAGACGGAUGUGGCGCUGAAAUAUCGGUGCCCGACCACUAACGAAAUCAAAUACAAGAUGAUCCGAGUCGCGAUAGACUUGAUAGACAUUUACGUCGCGGACACGAAUACGACGCUUCAAACCUGGAUUUCUCCCGUAAGACUAAGUUUGUGCAACCUGCACGGCGCCGGGUUCGGCAACGGGCUGACGGGGCUGCUGCCGAACAUAAAGCUGGCGCUGUUCACGCAGACCAACAUGCAGAGCAACUCGCACCACGCCUCCAACGGCAGCAACAGCAGCCAGAACAAACUGCCUGAAAGCGAGAACUGGGUCGGCGUUGGAUCUGUGUCGUUGGGACCAGUUUUACUCGAAGCGGCUUCAUCGUUACCACAAAGCCCAAGGAAUCUACAUUUGGUGCAGCAGAAAUUCUUGAAGCUCCAUGACGAGAAAACUAAACGGCUGUGGUUCAUGUGGCCAAAUGAAGGCAAGACCGCCGUGUGCGGUUGCAUAGGCGGCUGUGCAUUCUUCGGUUCAAAUAGGAACGGAGCGAACUUCUUGAAGCCGAACCCUUCGGAUCUCCAGGACGGCAUCAACGUAGCGAUGUUUAAUAUAAUAGAGACGACGCCCGGCGAGUACGGCUACGGACAGAGCUUGCUGCAUCCUGAACAGUUGGUGUUCCACACCCCGCCCUACGACAGCCUCAAUGUGUGCCUGCAGCCAUCCAACACCUCGACUCUUAUUCCUUCGCCGCUGCCGCAGAACCUUAACAAAUCCCCGCAGAGUACAGAACGCAGAAGUUUGACUCGACGGUUCUCGUACACCAGUAUGGGCAAAGGCAGCGGCAACGUACUAGUUUCGAGCACCAAGAGUGAUGUGCCCUACGCCCGUCUGGUCGACUCCACAGUCCCUCUAGGCAGUACAAAGAUCGAUAGCGAUUCCAAACUCCACAAGAGCAUACUGAGUGUUCCUCAGAUGGAAAGCAGCGUAUCCGAUUCAAAGUUAGCUCUAAGCUGCACAGUAAAAGACAAUACCAACCUGAACAAGAAAGUGCCCGCGCAUACGGACGUUGAAUCGUUUGUGGUCCCGAAAGUGCCUACGCGAAGCGUCGCCGUGUCCGAGUCUCAUUACUCGUUGAACUCGCACCCGGCGCCGCACGAGGAAGCCAUUCCCCUGGAAGUGCAGAGAACCAUGUCGAUUACGAGUGAGAACCACUCGGAAGCCUUCUUCUCCGCGGACGAAGACAUGUUCCCGAGCCGAUCUUCGAGUCUCAAGCAUUCCUUCGGUAGCCGCCACAGCAACCCUAAAGACAAGAGCUCCUUUGGCAUUAAUGACAUCACGAACGAGAAGUGGACGAACUCCAUGCCGAGGUCGGAAGCCGUGGACGGUCCGGACACGAUGAGCAACUUGAGCACGGGCGCUCAGCCGGACUCCGAAAGUGGUUCCGUAUCGUCCACCUCUUUCAUUUCCGCCAUUUCGUCGCAGGAAGACAUGACGCUGGUAAACCUGCACAUGCAGACCAACAAGCCCAUCGUGGACUCUCCUCUUCUGAUGGCCAGCUACAUGCAAAACCUUCCGCAGUACAAAUGUACCAACUGGAGCACCUGCUCCCUCCCGAGCGGCACCGAUGUCUUCACAUUACCGUUGUUCAAACGUGCGGACGAUGGCUCAUUGAUAUACGUGGGCCAGAAAUAUUUGCCCAAGUUCGAGCCUUUCGGAAAGAAUCAUAUCAUGAAGCUAGUCUCCAAGAAAGAGGAUCACACGAGCCAAACUCAGCACGGACCUUUUUCAAAUUUAACUCCACACUUCAAUAAUCAAAUCAAGGCUCAUCCAUACCCACAAGGUUGGUGGGACUUACAGCAAAACGUGGAUAACCAAGAGAACAAGGAACAGAGUACCUCUUCGACGGCAACCACUACCAGUGACAGCAAAAGUGGUCUGUCCGUUAAACUGCGAGGGGAAAUCGACAUCAUGCUCACUCCUCUAGUCCUCGAGAGUACACAGAGAUUCGUCGAGUCCCUCACGCCUGUUCUAGCCAACAUACAUCCCAUAACCGUGAUCAACCAUCUGCGACUACUCUGUAUCUCAUCGGUGCAGAGCGCAAAUGUCUUGAAACAGAAACAGUACGCUUCCAACUGGCUUCCAUACAUGCAAACUCGUAACCAGUCUAACAUAGCCAUCGAUAAGGACGACAAAUGUAAAUUAGCUACUAUACCCCACUCUAAUGUGUACGAAGAGACAAUCUGUGACCAGCUCCAAGCCACAGUCACAGUUCCGAAAGUUAACGUAAUCUUCAUUCAGUCUUCAGUGGUGGAAGACAUGAUAUCGUUCUCAGCGUUAGACAACAUCCAGGACUUGACGUGCGUGUCUCUCUUUGGCGUCUCCGUAGAGAACAUCACGGCGAAAUACGUCAGUUCGAAGACGACGCUAGAAUCUGUACAGUUGUACUACAGACCGACGCUUCGAGCGCUCGGCAGCAAGAAGUCGUUCGGUAUAAUGAAGGGUCUGGGUGGAAGGGCGCUGAUCUCCGCGCAGGGCAGCGGCAGGAAGAGGGGUCCGGAGAGAGGAGACCCCGUAUACAUCGAGACUUCGCAGCAACAGUGCGAGGACACUACCAUCACGCUCAGUGUGGGCAAAGUGCACGGGCAACUGAGACGCAUCCGCAACGACCCGUCCCAACUGAAGGAGGCGACCAUCACCGGCAUCCCGAGCCAGCACUCCAAGGUCGCCUUCAAGUUCGUCAAGGUGGACCCCGGGGCCAACACGUGCGAGGCUGCGUGCUGCCAGAACGGUGCAACAGACGCGCAGAAGGAAAAUGCCAUCGGCUAUAUCAUGUUCGAGUGCGGCCUCGAGGGCAUCACCAUCAAGGUAUCCCAACACGCCCAAACCCACAAACCGGAUGAAAAACCCAAACUCGAGCCGGAGAGUUGCCGGGAGUCCGUCAAAUCCGCAGAGGAACUGAAGCCAGAAAAAGAGAAGACUAAACCCAGGUCGUCCGGCCUCGAGGACCUGUUCAGGAAGCGCGACUCCGGCUCCAAGCCCAGCACCCCCAACCUGAACAACUCGCAGCCCGCGCCUGCGCCUGCGCCGGGCCCAGAACCGUCCCCGCCCGGGCCGGAGGAGCCGUGCGCCGACAGCCAGACGGCGCUGGUGCCGCUCAAGGACAACGGCAACUCGUCGUCGUGCGCCGUCGACCUCAAGCUGGUGUGGUUCAACUUCGCCGCGCCGCCGCGCACGCCCAUCACCAAGAAGAUCGACUACACCAGACUGGACUGGAACCUCCUGAGCACGGCAUCGCCGGCCAUCAACGCGUGGAUGAACCCGUGCAACCGGCUCGGCAUCCGCGUGGUGGCGCUGUACCGUGCGCACGCGCGGCGCCUCACGGCCACGGCGGCGAGCCUCAUGGCGGCCGCGCUGGACCUGGCCCCGCACCACACUCUGCCCAAGAGCCGCUACGGGCGGCACACGCCGAUGGCCAAGCAGCUCCGCGAGGAGCCGUCGCUGCAGCUGUGCUGCGUGCUGCUGCGGUACGCGCUGCAGGCGGACGCGGCGGCCGUGCAGGCAGACCUGGCCGAGAGACAUCUGCCCAAACUUUCUACGUUACGACAGGGCGUGAUAGUCCUCAGCCGUCAGUGGAAGAACAUCCUGUAUACGCCGUUGCUACUGGAACACAACUACAAGAGCAAAGUUAUGAAGCCGCUCAACGUGACCUUCGCUCUGCCGGAGCUCAUUGAGGACUCGGUAGAAGGCUGGCAAGAGUACCAGGUGGACACCGAGGUCCUGGACGAGAACUGUCUGCUGCUGAACCUCGACACCGACAAGGUGGAGGUGCCCGCGCGCGCGGCGGCCGGCCGCGGCAGCCUCGCGUUCCCCUCGCUACCAUUCUCGACGCGCAAGCCAACAUUCCAUGAUGACGCCAUCGCUAAUUACGGCACGCUGAAGGAGGACUUCCCGGCGGUGGGUUCGAAUCCGUCGCUGUACUCGCCGCACGGAUCAGAUGACAACCUCAAGAACGACCGCGCCAGGGAGGACCUGUACCAGUGGAUGGCCAAGCAGGAACCCAUCAAAGUUGAGUCCAAGACGAAGAAGCCCAUGAUCCCGGCGUCAAAGAUGAACCCCCGCGCCAUGGCGGCCGCUCUCCCGGCCUGCAGCCUCUACCCCCUGCAGGGAUCGCUGAUGCUCCUGGACGCGCACCUGGUGUUCCAGCCGCUGCUGGGCGCGCUGGGCGUGUGUCCGCAGCAGGUGGCACAAGGCGAAUCAAAGAACAAGUCCGGCGCGGAAGGCUCAGGUGCCUCCCCGGCGCUGGAAUCCCUCGGGUCCAAGCUGUCCCUGGGCGGCAUCAUCGACGUGUUCCGCAUCGACAUCGUCGUCAGCGAGCUGAAGCCGCGCCGGCACCCGACCAAGGGGAAAGGUCAGCCUUCGCACAUCGACAUCCCCUCUGAAACGCCAGCUUUCCUGUGCGAGAAAGUGUCCAUCGACGUGGACCUGAAGAAGGUCGCCGACAUGGCGGUGGACGACCUCAUACAGCGUCAGAAUGUGCUCUAUAUAUCAAGGGGACAGCUCAAGAAACAUAUCAGCACUAUGCUCAACUUCAACAUCAGCGUUCGAUUUAUAUCACAACAGGUGAACAUGCCGCUGCUACGCCUGCUGCACCAGAUCAGCAACAUGUACCAGAACGUGAAGGACACGCAGAUCGAGCUGCGCACGCAGACCAAGAUCUCGCACCGGCAGAGCAAACACGCUGCUGACUCGGUUUCAGACUUCCGCGAGAACCUCGUGAGCGUGUCCUCCCUCGACAAGGAGAGUCAAUACGCCACGCUCGACCCCAAGUGGGAGCUGCGCACGCGCACCCCCAACCCCGAGGCCGCGCCGCCGCCGCUCGCGCAGCAGAAGCUGGCCGGAGGGAAGAGGCCGCAGAGCUUCGCGCAGAAGCUGAGGUCCACGGGGAAGAGCGUUAAGGGGAAAUUGGGCUACAGCUCGCUGAACGAGGGCGCGCACACGCCGUACUCCGCUCGGGAGCCGGACAUCGAGGUGCGGCCGCGGCGUCCGCCCCCCCUGCCCGACCUGACCCCCCUCCCCACCCUCCCCUCCCUCCCCCCGCUCCCGCCCCUACCCGACGACGGCUCGCUGGCGCCGCGCUGCUGGCGGACCGUGUACUCGCUGCUCAGUCUGUACGCGGACAUGCCGGACGCGCACACUAUCACACACAGGUUUUCUGUGACGACGGAGCUGCCGGAACAGUACCGCACGAGCCGGCCCGCCCGCCCCGCCUCCCGCGAACAGAACACCAGCACCUCCUCCUCCAGCGGGGCGGGGAUGGGCAUCGUCGUCAUGGGAGUCGCUAGGAUCCAUCGAACCAGACUGCUGGCCUCCCUGUCCGGGCUGAAGCUGGAGGCGGAGAUCACGUCGCUGCACGCGUCGCUGCAGGCGUCCCGCGCGCGGCAGUGGGCGCUCACGGGCGUCGUGGGCCGCAGCAUGAUCGUGCUGCUCGAGGGCGGGGCGCCGAACCACCAGACGGUGGUGCGCGUGUCGGUGGGCAAGUCGCAGGCGCUGUACUCGUGGGAGGCGGGGCGCGUGGCGGCGGGCGCGGCGGCGCUGGUGACGCUGGGCGGCGUGCGCGUGGACCUGCCGCAGCACCCCGUCGCGCUGCACGGCGUCAUGACGCGCUCCAGCCGGCAGCUCUCCUCCACGCUACAAGAGCUGGGCGUGACGCGCACGGCGUCGCGCACGUCCCGCGGGGCGGAGGCGGAGGAGGAGGGGGCGGGGACGCGCAGCCCGGGGCCCGCGCCCGCCCCGCCGCCGCGUCCCCGCCCCGCGCCGCCGCUGCCCGCGCCCCGGGUGCAGUUCAAAGUCGGCCUGCAGAGUCUGAGCAUCACGGCGGCUCUGCUGCCGUCGCUGCAGGCCCAGUACAAGAUGGAGCACGUUCAGAGUUCGGGCGUAUCGGGAAGAAAGGCACAUUUCACAGUGGACUUACCGCAACACUCGCUCAGCUUCGUCACUAAAUUACAGGUGUCGGAGGCGAACAUCCCGUCGUCAGCCAUCGUAGCGCUGCCCGCCGCUCACGUGGCCGCCCGCGUUUUAGAAGAUGCACCCAAUGGACAGACGGCGGCCGAGGCCCCGGACGCGCCGGGCGUGGUGCUGCGCGCCGGCCGCUACCUGUACGCGACGGCCGACAUCGGCCUGUUCGAGCACACGCUCUCCACCGACCUGCUCAACCACCUGGUCUUCGUGCAGAAGGUGUUCAUGAAAGAAGUGAACGAGGUGGUGCAGAAGGUGUACGGCGGCGAGAAGCCCGUGCCGCUGUGGGGCGAGGAGGAGGCCUCCGCCUCGCCGCUCCACAGGAUACUCUUCUCUUUGCUUAUUAGGAUCAAGCGCAUCCAGCUGACGGCGACCACCCCGAGCAACUCGGCGGUGCGGCUGGAGACCGGCGCGGUGGAGCUGGAGCUGUCCAACCGCGUGCAGAACGUGCAGCCCGCCGAGCCGCACUCGGUGCGGCUGGAGACCGGCGCGGUGGAGCUGGAGCUGUCCAACCGCGUGCAGAACGUGCAGCCCGCCGAGCCGCACUCGCUGCGACUGUUCGCCCGGGCGCAGGUGGACCUGAACUUGAGUUUAGGGCAGCUGAUCCGCAACGCCAUGUUCGAAGAGGCCGAGCCGGAGUUCCAGCAGUACGCCUUCUUCAACACCAGGAUAGCCAUGCGCAACGCGUUCCAAGAGGAGAUGGUGAGCGGCGAGGACAAGGAGGUGGUGCUGACCACGCUGAAGCGGCCGCUCGUGUACGUGCAGCCCGUGGCCGUGGACCGCGCCAUCCUCGUGUGGCUCAACUACAAGAACGCCUACGAGUACUGGAGCGAGCAGCGCCGCAGCCUCAACAAGGAGGUGCUCGCCGCCACGCAACAGCUCUUCGAGAAGGUCCAACUGACAUCCCAAAUAACGCCGCCGCACGUGAGCACCCUGUUCCUGCAGCUCGACGUCGACGACAUCGGGAUAUGCAUACCGCUCAACCAACCACCUGUGGCAACGUGGGGCCGCGGAGUGUACGAGUGCGAGUCCCGCGGCGCGGUGGUGGUCACGCUCGAGAGCACCAGCAUCUCUGCGUGUUCGUCGGGCUCGCUCGUCAGCAAGGGCCGCUUCGUAGGGCUCUGCCUGCGCUUCGCGGACGACUUCGAGACGUCCCUCGACGACUGGAAGCCGGACCCCGACCAGAGCGCCAUCAACGUGUGCUGCGUGUCUGAGGGGACGUACGAGGUGUGCAGCCGCACCACCGCCUCCAAACACAACGAGAACGCGAAAUGGUUCCUGAACGUUUCCUGGCAGAUGGAGGGCGUGGACAUCCACCUGGACGUGAACGUGGGCAAGCAGCUGUCGGCGCUGGGGCACACGCUCACCAUGCUUACAGGUUUUGAAGAAGAAGAUCCUCUCAAAAUGGACUAUGAAAGUGAUUUGGACGACGAGGCAGACAAUAGCAAAGAUUCACAGGAGAGCAUAAUCCUCCGGCGUAAAUACACCGACCAUCUCCCGGCGUUCGUGUUCGACACCACCAUCGACGCCAAGAAGCGCUCCAAGCUCAUCGAGAAGGAGAUGAACGAGCAGGCCAAGAUCAUCAACGACCUGCGGACGCUGGGCGCCAGCCACAGCACCAUCGAGUACGAGAUGAAGAGGCUGCACGACCUCGAGGCGCUGGUCUUCAAGGACUUCAGACGAGACAUGAUCCAGAAGCUCCGCCGGCAGAGCGUCCGCGCGAGCACCAUCACCAAGGGCAAGCUCGGGCUCGGCUCCAACCGCUCGCGCUCCUUCGUGGCCCCGGACCCGCCCGUGGACUUCCCGGAGACGGACGAGCCGAGUCCGACGGCGGGGAACGUCGGCGACUCGGGGGAGACUCUGCUGCCGGGCGACGAGGACGACCGCCUGGCCGACAUCAUAGAGGGGGGCUCCUGGAGCUCCAUGGAGAGCGAACCCCUCACGGGUCCCUCGCGCUCGGCGUCGCUGCGCGGGGUGCGCGGGCACUCGGGCGGGGCGCGCGCGGUCUCGUUCCAGCCCGCGCCCGUGCAGCGCCAGAGCUCGCUGCCCGCGCAGCCCGACCGCCGGCCGCAGCUCCACGACGCGCCGCGGCCGGACCCGGUCCAGCUGCGACGGCGGGAGGGGGCGCCGACGUCGGAGGCGGCGGGCGCGGAGGGGAGGAGCGGCAAGGCGAAGACGGCGGAGCCCAACAUCGACUUCGAGCUGGACGUGAAGGUGCACAUCAACAGCGGGAAGUGCGUGCUGCACACCAAGGAACCCUCCAAGGAUGACGAUCUUAAGAUCUCGGGGUCGCGCACGCGCGUGGGCCGCUCGGCGUCGGGCGGGCUGGGCGAGCCGCCGGGGUCGCGCGCCCCGCGCCACGCGCCCGCGCCCGACCUCACCGUGUUCCGCGUGCCGGGGCUCGACCUCAAGGUCCACUACGAGUCCAAGACCGUCCCCGAGGAGUGGGCGGCCGCGCCCGCGCCGCGCAAGGGCGGCAAGAAGGCGGCGCUGUUCGCGUGGAUCACGGUGCAGAGCAUCCCGGAGGAGACCGUCAUCGGCCCGCACAUCCUGGAGUUCCUGGAGCGCACGCUGGAGCCGAUCCCGACGAAGGCCUCCUUCCCCGCGCCCCCUCCAGAAACGGAGACGGGCGACCGCUCUCAGUCGGCGGAGGCAUCGUACGGACAGUACGUGUACGCGUCGUUCCCCGUCGACGUGAUCGUGCAGUUCCACAUGCAGCCGUCCACCUUCCGCUUCUCCUGCCUCCCGGCCUCCCGGGUCGAGUGCCUGCUGCAGCUGCCCUCGCUGAGGAUCGUGUUCAGCUCCAAGCGCGCCCUAGAUGAGGCCGGUCUCCCCGCGGUGGCGAUGGGCGGGCUCAGCGUGACGGGCUGCCUGGCCGACUUCUCCGUGUACAUCUUCCACCCGUACGGCGGCAAGAAGUCCAGCCUGAAGGAGCCCCAGUGGUCGCCAUUGUCGGACACUGAGCGGAAAGACUCGUUGAGCAUCAACGUGGAGUUUGUCAAGUUCCAUCUGUCGCGGUCGAGGAAGUUGGACUUUCAGACGGAGCAGGAUCAGUCCAAGGCGACUGUGAGGUUUUCGACGAUCGUGGACGUAGGCUCCGCGUGGUUCAAGUACGACAUGCGCCGGCUCGGGGAGAUCCUCGCCUUCCCCAAGGCUUGGUACCGGCGGACCAUAGUGCGCAGGAUGUUCCUGGGGGACCUCAACGUGGAGGCCAGGCCUGCAAGCAACAACGUUCCGAUAUCCCCUGUUCUACCACAAAGAGAGAAGAAGACUUUAGACAUACAGAAACCCAAAGACCCCGGCGCGACGACGGCGGGCAACGCCGCGUGGGAGACGCUAGUGCUGUUCGCGGUCAACUUUAAUAAGCUCAACGUGCACAUGAACAUGGGCAACGUCAUGGGGAAUGUCAGCUGGCAGAGCCGCGACUUCAACUGCACGGGGCGGCUCAGCAUCGGCAGCAGCGGGCACCGCAACAUGCUGGUGGGCGUGGCGCUGGCCGGCUCCUCCCUCGACGCGCGCGGCGGCAUCGUGGGCGGCGCCAUCUCGCUCGCCGACAUACACACAUACGUGCACAUAGAGGAAGAGCCCGGCAGCAGCCCCGGGCACUGGUGCGGGGUGCGCCUGGCCGCGCUGGAGCUGCGCCUCGAGUACAUGGGCGCGUCCGUGCUGCUGGCGCGCGUGUCGGCGCUGCAGUGCCGGCUGCGCGACCAGUGGCUGUGGCGCGGCAAGCGCCCGCCCGGACACAAGCCGCACACGCACAGGCCGGCGAUCAUCCUGACGCACGGCACGCUGUGCUGGCAGCAGCUGCAGCUGCUCAUGAGCCGCAGCACCACCCCCGACCUGCUGAAGAUGCAGUACAAACUGGAAGAGUUCUUCACGCAGCAGUUCAACUCCUCGCGCCGCGUGCUGUCCGCCUUACACCCGUAUCCGGCCCGGAGACAACAGUCCAUGGCACCCGGCGCGACGGCCGGGGCUCCGGCGGCGGACAAGCCGGCGGACGGACAGGUACCCCCGGAGCUGCGCCACCACCGACACUGGCAGGAGGUGCUGCGUGCUGCCGCCGGCAUGCGGCCACAGCUGCCUACCGACGGCACGGUCCUCGGCGGCACGAUGGAGCUGCACGGCGCCAACAUCUCGCUGGCGUGCUUCCACGGGAACAGCUUCAAGGCCAAGUCCUGGGCGCUCUUCAGCCUCAAGGACCCCUGCAUCAGCUUCGCCACGGAGGCCCAGCAGCUUCCCAAUGAUGACGGUGGACUGGAAGUGAACGUCACGCAGUCCCUGACGGCGACGCUGGGCGGCAGCACCGGCGGCGGCCAGCAGUCCGUGGGCACGGUGUGCCGCAUGACGCGCGCGCUGCUCUUCCCGCCGCAGUUCAAGACUCUACGCGAGUGGUUCACCUACGCCUUCGCCAGCAGCGAGAUAGACGCCAUCGAGUCGUUCCCGUCGCUGGAGCUGUCGCGGGAGCGGGAGGCGGGCGCGGGCAACACCAACAGCGCGGAGCGGGAGCGAGAGCGCAACGCGGAGCGGGAGCGAGAGCGCAAGUCCGCCGCGCCUGCGCAGCACCAGCGCGAGGUCAUCUUCGCGCUACCGGCGCUACAGCUGCACCUCCGGACCAAGCACCGGCAGAGCCCCGCGCCGCCCACCGAGCAGGACGAGAAGCCCGUGGUGGAGUGCAGCUUCAUCACGGAGUUCGAGGACCACAUCUUCGUGUCGGUGGACGCCGAGGCGUUCCUGUUCCUGCACGAUUUAAUAUCGUCUUACAUCAAGGAGAAGGACCGCGUCACGCCGGGGUCGGGCACUCGCGCGGCGUGGGGCGAGGUGGCCGGGCCGCGUGCGCCCGCGCAGGACUACCGCGACUACCACUGCCUCACCUGGCAUCUCGAGCCCACCGUCAGACUGCUGUCGUGGGGCGGCAAGUCCAUCGAGCCGUACGGCGUGGACUACAUCCUGCAGAAGCUCGGCUUCUCGCACGCGCGCACCACCAUCCCCAAGUGGCUGCAGCGCGGGGCCCUCGACCCCCUCGACAAACUGCUCGCCCUCGCCUUGCUGCGGCUGGUAGCGCUCCUCCCAAGCAAGCCGGGAGCGAGCUAAGCACGU
Messenger RNA from Cydia amplana, 14120 nucleotides. RefSeq names its product bridge-like lipid transfer protein family member 1 (gene tweek). The record is from RefSeq and is a predicted model, not a curated record. The transcript has 59 exons. Gene Ontology annotation, biological process: synaptic vesicle endocytosis. The coding region runs from base 159 to 14114 and encodes 4651 amino acids. NCBI's taxonomy places the organism in Eukaryota, Metazoa, Arthropoda, Insecta, Lepidoptera, Tortricidae.